AUGAGGAGACAGAACACAAUAGAUGCAUAUUCUAGGCCUAGAGACUGUCCUGAGCACAAAAAGAAAGAAAUCACGGAGAGAAUAAUAGACAUGAUCACGCUCGACUGUCGUUCCGUUCGGUCCGUUGAAGGUAAAGGGUUCUGUGGCUUACUUGAGUACCUAGAACCAGGAUACAAGAUACCAAGUCGUAAGCACUUCACUCAAGCAAUUGGAAGUCGACAUGAGGCUGGAAAAGAGAAACUCGCUGCUCUAUUAAGUAAAGCACAAAGGAUUGCUCUAACUACCGAUAUUUGGACAAGUAGUGCCACAGAAGCAUAUAUAACUGUAACUUGUCAUUUCAUAUUAUCAUGGGAGAUAUUUUCAUUUGUUCUAUCUACGUGUGCAUUUCCUGAACGCCAUACUGGUUUAGCAAUUUCAGAGAAGCUCCUUGAUAUAGCAGACAGCUAUAACAUUAAGGAUAAGAUAUCUAUUGUCGUUCAUGACUUAGCUACCAACAUGGAACUGUGUCUUUCAAUUCUAGAAAAAGAAGAAGGCUGGUCUAGCCUACACUGUUCAGCCCACUGCCUUCAACUUUGUUUAAAAGCAGGACUUAAAGUGAGGGCUAUAAGCAACUUAAUGGCUGCUUCUCGCAAAUUAGUGGGCCAUUUCAAACAUAGUGUGGUCGCUACACAGGGUCUUCUGCAGAAAUGUACACAAAUGAAUCAACCUUACCUAAAGGUUGUUCAAGAAGUUUCUACGAGGUGGAACUCUUCCUAUUAUAUGCUACAGCGCUUAAUAAAGCUCAGGUGGCCAAUCACAGCUGCAUUGUCCGAUGAAAGUAUUACUAAACGAUCUGAUAGAUACCUAGAUCUAAAACCAGAGCAAUGGAUCCUGGCUCAAGAUCUUGUCGAUAUACUUGGUCCCUUUGAAGUUGCCACUACUUACUUUGGAAGUGAGAAUAAUGUUUCUGUUUCAGCUAUUCUACCUAUUUUAUAUGGUCUGAUAGAUAGCAUUAAGCCACAACAAAACGAUAGUGCUGCAAUCAAGCAGUUUAAACGAGAAGUGGAGAUUCAAAGCAAAGAGAGAUGGGAUCUAGAUUGUGAUGACUCACCUUUAUUCUCAAGCCUGACUGCUGCCACUCUUCUUGAUCCACGUUUUAAGGAUCUGAAAUUUUUGGAUGUUAAUCAAAAAGAAAGAGCAGAAUUGGAAAUGAUUGAUAAAGUGAAGCAGUGUGUGUGUACAGCAGAAAAUACUAACUCUGGAACGGAGGACCAAGUCGACCAUUCUCAGGAAGAGGAAUGUCCACACUAG
This is a messenger RNA of Amphimedon queenslandica, 1290 nucleotides long. Its product is annotated as zinc finger BED domain-containing protein 4-like. The transcript has a single exon. Bases 1 to 1290 code for a protein of 429 amino acids. NCBI's taxonomy places the organism in Eukaryota, Metazoa, Porifera, Demospongiae, Haplosclerida, Niphatidae. The record is from RefSeq and is a predicted model, not a curated record.